AUGAUGGUGUAUGGAAAGUCCCUUAUAUGGUGGAUCUUCAGUUUAUUCUACCUGAAAAGAGCCUGGGGAAUAUCUGAACCAUCUUUUAUAGCAAAGAGUGAAGAUAGACUAUUCAAAUAUUUAUUUCAACAACAAGAUUACCAGAAAUGGGUUCGUCCAGUCGAACACUUAAAUGACACAGUGAAAGUGAAGUUUGGUCUUGCUAUUACUCAACUUGUAGAUGUAGAUGAAAAAAAUCAGCUAAUGACCACUAAUGUAUGGCUGAAACAGGAAUGGGUAGAUGUUAAGCUAAGGUGGUCUCCUAGUGAGUUUGCUGGAAUAACAUCAAUUCGAGUGCCAUCUGAUUCUAUAUGGAUUCCUGACAUUGUUCUCUAUGAUAAUGCUGAUGGACGUUUUGAAGGUUCUGUUACCAAAGCUGUUGUGAAAUAUGAUGGCACAAUAAACUGGACACCACCAGCUAAUUAUAAAAGUUCUUGUACUAUUGAUGUGACCUUUUUUCCUUUUGACCUCCAAAACUGUUCCAUGAAGUUUGGAUCCUGGACUUAUGAUGGGGCACAAGUUGACAUCAUACUUGAAGACUACGAAGUAGACAAAAGAGACUUCUUUGAUAAUGGAGAAUGGGAAAUAGUAACUGCAACUGGAAACAAGGGGAACCGAACAGAUGGAUGCUGUUGGUACCCAUUUAUUACCUAUUCCUUCAUCAUAAGACGCUUACCCCUCUUUUAUACACUCUUUCUUAUUAUUCCUUGUAUAGGACUUUCCUUCUUAACCAUCCUUGUUUUUUACCUCCCCUCUAACGAGGGUGAAAAAAUUUCACUGUGCACAUCUGUGCUUGUGUCUCUGACUGUGUUUCUUCUGGUGAUUGAAGAAAUUAUUCCAUCUUCCUCCAAAGUCAUUCCUCUUAUUGGAGAAUAUUUGGUGUUCACCAUGAUAUUUGUAACUUUAUCAAUUGUUAUAACAGUUUUUGCCAUCAAUAUCCACAACCGAUCUUCCUCAACACACAAUGUAAUGGCACCAUGGGUGAGGAAGAUCUUCCUUCACAAGCUUCCUAAACUGCUUUGUAUGAGGAGCCAUGUGGACAGGUACUUUACACGAAAAGAAGAGACAGGAAUAGUCAAUGGACCGGAGACCUCUAGGAACACAUUAGAGGCAGCUUUGGAUUCCAUUCGUUAUAUAACACGGCAUGUGGUUAAAGAACAUGAAGUUCGUGAGGUUGUUGAAGAUUGGAAAUUUGUGGCUCAAGUAUUGGACCGCAUGUUUUUAUGGACAUUUCUUCUGGUUUCAGUCAUUGGCUCCAUAUUUCUAUUUAUUCCAGUCAUACACAAGUGGGCGAACAUCAUUGUGCCCAUACAUAUUGGGAAUAUGUAUGGAGACAGACCUACAUGA
Staurois parvus is the source of this 1386-nucleotide messenger RNA. Lineage: Eukaryota; Metazoa; Chordata; Amphibia; Anura; Ranidae. The record is from the annotation of a GenBank genome assembly.